This is a messenger RNA of Ectocarpus siliculosus, 7668 nucleotides long. The record is from the annotation of a GenBank genome assembly. NCBI's taxonomy places the organism in Eukaryota, Phaeophyceae, Ectocarpales, Ectocarpaceae.
AUGACUGUUGAGUCGCGUUCGUCGGCAGCAACGGUGACAGAGACUCAAGGAGCAACAAUACCUUUCGAAAGGAGCAAUGAUGUCAUCAGAGAGGGGGCGCCACCGAGUGAUGCAGCAGACGACGCGCUUGCUAGAGAGGAUAACCACACGGGAACAGAGAUGGACCAUACGGUAGCCCAUACCGUGUUAGAGGCACCGGCGAGCAGCGCCUGCUUGGAGUUGCUAGCGACCAAUGCGAAGCCGGUCGAUGAUAACCAUCAACCACAGCACAGUCAGACACCGGAACACCUUGCUCCUGACAAACCUGAGGGGAUUUCAUUGUUGGGGCCGGAGGCCACGGAACAACCGUAUUGCGCGAAGACUUCGGGUCCUGGCGCGGGGCAAGAGUCAGAGGGCGAAGGAGCCGCGAGGAGCCUUGCUUCUGCCGCCUCACCGAGCGAUUCCGGGACUGCUGGGUUUGAAGCGCUCCCGUCUGCGACGACGGGAACGAGCGACGAAAAGCAGCAAGAAGAGCAGAAAUUGAGCGAUGUUGACAGUGUGGAUUCGUGCAGGGAUGAGGAGGUAGCUGCUUCCGACAGAGACGAUGGCGCAGGCCCACCGUCUGAGGGGCCAUGUUAUCGUGAAAGUGCCGCCGGCGACUCUGAAACGCUGUCUCCUGCCGUCGAGAGUGAAGAGGACGACUCUGUUGCACAGAAAGACGUUUCUGCGGCUCAGAAACGAUGCGAUAGCGUCAGAGAGGUAUCAGCAGGAGCGGACAGUAUGGGUACGAAGCAGAGUCCCGCAUCUGGCAACGACGAAUCCGCCCGCUCGACACAUAUCACAUCGUUGGAUGGUGUGGAGGAAAUGCAUCCUCUGCAACCACCCACCAGGCACGAUCUGCAAACGUCGUGUGGCUGUGCCAGUCCUACGGUGGAGGCCGUAACAGUGGGGAAGGACAGCGUCCAAUAUUGCGGUGGAGGCGAUGAAAACCUCCGAGGUUUCUUGCUAGUUUCUGGCGACGCGCAACACUUUGUGGAGGACGUUACUUCGAGCAGCCUCGCUGCAUUCUCGCGGGACAAGUUGCGCCGACCUGAACUUGCUGUCGAGAUGAUUCUACCCGGUGCGGCGAACGCGUCGAGGGAAACACCGCCGAUGGGACGGGGCGUUAACAGUGAGGAAGUUACUCGUCCGUUGCCCGACGAUUCUCAACACAACGAGCCCGCGCCGUCUCCAGAUUCAUCAUUGUGCAAACCUCCUCUCGUUGAAAUCACCGAAGGUUUAAUUUCUCGCGUUUUCGAGGUAGUGGCGGCAAAGAUGGCAGCUGCGGCAGCGGAGGCGUCCACGCACGUGGCGGUGCCGGAGGUGGCCACAACCGCGGAACGCUUGGAAUUGAAGAUACUGCCUGAGGUUGACUUCCCGUGUGACAGUCCGUCAGCAUCCGAAGGUAUGCCUGCCGAUGGCGCUAUCCAGCCGCCAGAUGAAGCCCGGCCGGACUUUGGUCAGUUGUCGUUGGGAAGCGAAUCCCCAGCGAAACAGGCGGACGUUAUGGACGACGAUCGAAAGUCGACCGGUGUACACGCGGCAGAAGUAUCGGGGGGAACAGGGGACGACCAGGAAGAAGCGACCGCACCGGCCACCCCAGCGACAGCAAAUAAUACGCCGCCGCAGCCUCAUUCUUCCUGCUCCCUUCCCGGUACGGUCGUGGAAGAGUACGGGUUGCACGAGAUACCCCGACUACUGGCUGCAGAGGUGGUCACUGCUGCCAUUGCUGCCGUUAUGCCUAUUUCUUCGAGCGCGUGCGAGCCUGCGAGUGUCACGACCGCACCUCCUCCGAGUGAUUCGGGAGCAGAGGCCGGCACGGAAACCACCGUCAAAGCCGACAGCCUCACAGCCGGCCAGGACCCCGCUUCCGACCUAGCGGCAAGCUCGACCAUCGUCGAGCAGGAUUCAGCGGAAGCGUGUCCGGCCGUCGGAGACGACCUAGUUGGUAGGGUCGAAAACGGUCUCGCCGUCGGCCAGGAAUCGGCUUCCGACCUAGCCCUAGCGGCACGCUCGAUCAUCGUCGAGCAGGAAUCGGUGGAAGAGAGAGAAUCGUGUCCGGACGAUGGAGAUGAUCUAGUUCGUAGUGUCGAAGAAAACCCUUGCGGCGAUGGACCACGCUCACCGACACCGCCGAGCACUCGCGAGGGAGAAGGGACGAGCACCAUCGACCCAGAGCCUGAGCGGGAGGCGCCCUCCCGCGCGGAAUCGACUGCUGGUGGUGAUCGCCAGCCUCGUCACGAUUCUCGGUCCGCAGAGGCGCUUCUCUAUCUGACCGAGGCCGGGUCGCGAGCCAAGUCUCGCCAGCAGAGGUCUGAGGAAAUUCGCGUCGACGCGUCCUCUUGGCUUCGAGACGCGGGGGGCAGGGCGCUUGCCGCCCAAGGAGAAGGGGAUGCAGAGGGUUUGGAACAUGCGGUAGUAGCGGAGUACGUGACAACCACUCUGCAAAGGGUUGUAGCGGAAGAGGCGGUCGCAGUUGCUGGCGUUGCCCCCGUUUCGCCGAGCGCAUGUGCUCCUGAAACUAAGACCGGAGACCAGGCGACACCCCGUGUGCCCCCCACUCUCGAACCGGGGACACCCGAGGGAGACCGGUUCAGCAACACCGGGCCGGGACUUCAUUCUGAGGCGCCGUGCUUCGUGCGUUCUGCAGCUGAUGGUGACAAAUCCCCUGCUCCUGGAGACAUAGACGCCUCGACUUGCUUGGCGGAGGAUGGGUCUCGAGCAAAGAGCCUCCGGGAGAACGUUGGGGACAACCGUGUGGACACUUCUCCGCGGCUCCGAGACACGGAAGAGAGGACCAACUCUCCGCAAAGCGUCGACCAGGCCGCUCUCUUGGAACGUGCGGUCGUGACAGACUAUCUGUCGGGCGCGCUGACCCGUGCUGUGGAGGCGGAGGCGGCGACUGCGGACGCUGCCCUGGAUGCCUCGUCUUCAGAACCUUCUAACGGUGGCAUGAUGGGAAAAGAUCAGGCUACACCUGGUGCGCCAUAUCCGCGUGGUGACACGGAAGACGCCAUUAACGUAGCGGAGAUUGGUGCCAAGGCCGACGACGAAAUAUCAAGCGGCGAGGAUCCCGUUCCCGAACUAGCGAUGCACUCCCCUGUUUGCGAGGCAACAGCAACGGGCGAGCAGGAAUCCCCAGACCACGGAGACACCUCCCCCAAAGACGGAGACGACCAGAGUGAUAAGGCCAACAAAAAUGGCUCCGACGGCCUCCAACUACCAACACCGCUUUGCACCCCAGAGGAAGAAGGGCCCAGUACCGACAAGUCCGAGAUAAAGCCGGAGGUUCCCUCCAACGCGGUUCUUACAGCUGACGGCAGCGGAUCCCCUGCUCCUCGGUCCACGGAGGCUUUGGUCUACCUGACAGAAGCCGGGGAGCGGGCAAAGAGUCUCCAGGAGGGCUCUGAGAAAGCUCGCCUGGAUGCUUCUCUUUGGCUCCGAGACACGGCGGGCAAGGCGCUGUCUCGGGAAUCUGUCGCGACAGCUGACCCGUCGUUGGACACACCGCCUGGCACCGUGACGGCAGAGUUGGCGGCCGCUGCCGCCGCUGCGUCGCCUCCGUCGACGGCGUGUACGCCGCCGGCUGAAACCACGGUGGAUGCGCAGAGCGUCCAGGCGGCGAGCACACUGUCUCCUACGUGUGACCCGGGGUCGCCCGAGAAACAAGAAAGGAUCAGCGACGCCGACCAGGAGCCUGGGCAGGAGAAGCCAUCUGGCGUGGUUUCAGCCACUGUUGGUGACGGUCAGUCCCCUUCUCGUGGAUCCACGGAGGGCCUGACUUGCCUGGAGGAGGGCGGGGAGCGAGAAAAGGAAAGCUCCGAAGGCAGGGGCGUCGAUGGUUCUUCUUUUGUCCGCGACACGGAGGGCAGGACGCCUUCCGUUGAAGACAAAAAGCAGGCCGCGCGUGCUGAAUGCGUGGUCGUGGAGGAGGACUUGUCGGAGACGAUGGCUAAGGAUGUAGGAGUAGAAGUGGCGGCCACUGCCACCACCACAGCUGCCCCGUCAACGCCUGGGGCAUCCGCCCCUGCAAGCGCCGGGAGAGACAAGGCGACGCUCGGUGCGUCUGCCCCCCGCGACCCGGGGGCGGCAGACGUGGCUGAAAAUGCCGUCGAGGCAGACGAUGUCACCACGACGGUACGUCAAGACUUCGAGUCCGCCCUGCGCUUCUCCAUCGUCGAGGCUAUGGCGGUGGUCGGGCAGGGAUCGGCAGGGCAGAGAGAAUCCUCCGAGAAAGGCGGCCGUUGUGUGAUCGACACGAGUCGCGAACGCCCGGGCUCACCGACGCCGCCAGGCACCCCGGAGGAAGACACGCCUCGCACGAGUAGCCUGGGGCUUGAUCCGGAGGUGACGUUCAACCCGGACACCGAUCCUGCUGACCGUGGCCAACCCCCUCCUCCUCAGCCCGCAGAGGCCUCCUCGGCUUGCCCUGCAGAGGUAGGGUUGCGAGAAGAAGCCUUGCGGGAAGCUUCGGGGUGGCUCCUCCUUGCCGGGGGGAGGGCGAAGUCCGCUCAAGAUCGCGCGGAAAGUGCCCGCGAGGAAGCUUCUUCGUGGCUCCGAGACGCGGGGGGCAGGGCCCUUUCCCUGCAAGGCAGGGACGAUGCCGAUCGUUUGGAAUGUGCGGCUUGGCUCCGCCUCACUGGAGGGAGGGCGAAGUCCGCUCAAGAUCGCGCGGAAAGGGCCCGCGAGGAAGCUUCUUCGUGGCUCCGAGACACGGGAGGCCGGGCGGUCUCCCUGCAGGACAGAGCGGAAGGCGUGCGUUCAGGUGCUGCCGCCUGGCUUGCCGCGAGGGGGGCGUCCGAGCUCGAGCAAACGGCACCGACCACGCGGCGUGCAGAAGACGCAACAGCGGAAGCAUCAGCAGCAGAAGUAAAGGGGGAAGAAGACGGCCAAGGGACCGGCGAGUCCAAGAGCUUGCAAGGGCCACCCACGCAAGAUGGAAGCCGGCCUGGAUCACCCUUUGCGAGCAGUCCAUCACAACCGGAGAAACCUUCUGCCGCCACCGCUGAAACCGAGGAUGUCGUCGCAAGGGCUGCCGACCAAGAGACCACCCGGGAAGCACCAUCCCACAACGCCGAGGAAGCCGUAACGGCAAAAGAAUGCUUCCCCACGGUUGGCAAGGACGACCGUGCUGAAAACAUCAACAACACCAGCACUCCUUCGCCGGCGCAUGAUCAAACCCUCAACCCUGCGGAAAGCGCCGCCGCCGCCGCCGCCGCCGCCCCGGUCGCCAUCACAACAGCAAACACCGCCGCCGUGUAUCCCACGGCCCAACUCACCAUUGGUCGCACGGCUUCAAGCGAUCGGACUGCCCCAGUACCCUGGCAAGAGCCGGCGACCACGCCACUUGAUCGAGGGGGCUCGUUUGCCCCGACCGCAGCGGGCCCGGAGGAUCUCGGCCGCAUGCUGGACGCGGGCGAGAAGGAAUGGUCCAGGGUUUCCCUCUCGCGGACUCCCCCGUUCGACGCUCUCAAUAGCCCGAGCCUCCCGCAACGCUACGCUCCCAUCCGCGGGCGGCCUCGACCGUUGCCCCCGGAAGCCAAGGCGGAGGCGGUCGCCGGGGCGGGGGCGGGGGUUGGGCCCAACGCUGACGGGCCGGGGUGGUUCUUUGCACCCCCGGACCAGAUGGCGCCCAAGGGGGACGCGUACCGGGGGAGCGACAGCUUCCACAGCGCCGACGCCAGCGCCAGCACGACGGUCCGCGGGGACUCCUCCGGGAGCUUCGUCAGCCCUUCGCAGGGCGGGAGCGGCGGAACGGACGAUGGUCGGAGGCCGAGGCGACGAGACAACGGCGGCAGCGGCGGCGACCACGCGUCAACGCGAUGUUUCGACGGUGGCGGCGGUGGUGGUGGAGUUUGGGAAGAGACCACCUUGGUCGAUGGCCUCGGCGACGCCAUCAACCCUGCGCGGGAGGCGCAGUGCCGGAUGAUGAACCGGGCGGCAGUGGCGGGGGAAGAGGGAAAGGCGCACCUUGGACGGCGGUGGGAAGAAACCGGGACCCCGUCACUGGGUUCGCGGAACACGCGAGGGAGCGGGAAUAGGUGGCACAAGAAGGUCGAGCAGUCGCGGCAGUACCUGCGAAGGUGGGAGGUUUUUCUCAGCCGGGCCCACCGGCACUUCGACGGGGAGGCGGACGUUCGAAAGCGAAUGUCCGUGAUUCGUCGAGCCCACCCGGACGUGAGCAACGAGGUCGCUUUCGUCGCGCUUGCGCAGUCCCGCGGCCGGUCGUCAGAGGCGGCCGCAGUGCUCCACCUGCCUCGGGCCAAGGACGAAGCCGCCCUGGUCGCCAUGAUGCUCGACGUGACGGCUUUCAUCGGCCUCGCGCGGGAGGCCGCCGAGAGGCGGCGACGGUCGCGGCAGCUCGAGCAUCAGCGCCGCCGGAUGGAGACGGUAGCGGGAGGAGCGGCGAAACGUCCAGCCCACCACCACCAGGGCAAGGGAGAGCAUCGGCAGCCGUCAUGGCGCCAGCAUCAGCGUCAGCAGGAGGAGUGGUACUCUCAUCCCGAAGAUCACCGGCGAGAUAGUGCUGAGGACAAACAACGUCUCAACAACUACAUCUGGGAGCAGCAGCAGCAGCGCCAGAAGCAGGGAGAAGAACGGCGGAGCGGGCACGAAUGGGCGAGAGAUGAUGCGUCGACAGGCGUAAUCGGUGACGCAGCCGAAAACAAUUGGCAUUCACAGCGCAACAAACAGGAUUAUGGUGCAGAACCAAUUUCAGCAGGGGGGAAUGCUGGUCGGAGUCGGGGCGAAGCACAGAGCCGGAGAUCAGACUCCGCUCCAUCGCUGCUGCCGCCCAUCGAGGGGUGGCUGACGGAGGGCACGCCGCCAUCCCCGAACUCCUUGAAGACGGUGCUUUCGACUUCGACGAGCGUGGCUGUCGGGGUGCCAAGCGGGUUCGGCUUGGCAUCGGUGGCGGGGGUGGCGUCGAAGGGAGAGGGGGGGAAGAUCGUUCGAGUCCGCAGCUCCAAGAGCACGAGCAGGGAGCUGAGGGCCAUGCUGCGCGCUCGCGCUCGGUGGCAGAGUCAACGGAUGGCGGAGAUGGCGACGCCGGGCAGCACGGAGCAGCGCCAACAGCAGGGUUGGGGGGGGUCAGGUCUCGACGCGCUCGCGGAGCGGUUUCUUCGUGAGACUGACACGCUCGAUCGCGACAGCAAAGAUCUCGACACCCGCCUUCGAGGACGGCAGAAAAACAAGCGAGGGCCGUCAAAACUGAGAGGACCUCACAACGACGGGGGGGGUGGGCGCGGGGAACGAAGGGUCUUCGGGAAUGGUGGUGGUGAUGCUGCGUGGCGUGGUGGUGACAGUGGUGACGGAGUGGGUGGUCGUGGUGGUGGUAGAGGUAGAGGUGGCAGCGGCCGGAGGCGACCAUCGUUGUCGUCGUCGUCGUCGUCGUCGUCGAUGUUUUUGGCGUCGGUAAAUCGCGACCCGAACGCGCCGUUCAUGUCGCUAGAGACGCCAGCAGCGGUAGUAGUAGUCGACGGAGGGAGCGGCGUGUGCUCAACGUCGUCGUUCGCUGCCGCUGCCGUUUCGGAUCCUGCUACGGCGGCGGCGGCGUCAGCCGCUUCUUGUGCGGUUGAGGCUGACGGGGGUGAGGACAGAGAGAGCUGUCGGGAGCAAGGCUAUUUUACGCAGGCAGGGGGUUGGAGAUGA